CAAAGAAUUACAAAAAGGCACACAACAGAGAACAUAAACAAAGCGAAAAAAGAGAGAAAUUCAGUGACGACAGAAUAAAAUAAAGAUGGAGUGAUGACGAAGGAAAUAGUUGGUUUAACUUUGGGGCCAGGGUGGCAAUUGACACUAUAAAUAUAGGUAAAUUAACCAAAGUGUUUCAUUGUAGUCACCGAGCGAUAAAAAAAGAAGUGUUUCGUUGUAUAGUUACCAUGGAUCGUAACCUGUACAAAGCUGCUAGUGAAGGCAAAGUUGAUGUCCUCCGGCAACACUUUGACCAACUAGAAAGCCAAGCCACAGCCAAUAGAAACACUGCUCUCCACGUGGCAGCCCAAUUCGGCCAAUCACAAUGUGUGGCCGCGAUUCUAGAAGUGUGCCCCUCGUUGUUACGCCGAGUUAACAACAGAGGCGAAACUCCACUUCAUAUGGCGGCGAGGGAAGCGUACUCCGAUGUAGUCAAAGCGCUUAUAGAGUGCGCGAAAAAGAUAGAGCAAGAACUUGAAAGCGGCUGGAGUGGGGAAGCUAAGAAGAUGUUGAGGGCGACCAAUGCUGACGGAGACACGGCCUUGCACAUGGCGGUGCGGAAUUGCCACUUGGAAAAGGAAAAGGACAAGUACUUGGAAGUGGUCAGAUUGUUAACCAGAGAAGAUCCUGAGUUUCAACAUCCCACCAACAAUGCUAAGGAAACUCCACUUUACCUGGCUGCUGAGCGAGGUAGCGAGGACGUAGUGGUUACGCUCUUGGAAACUUGCACAUCGCCAACUUAUGGCGGCCCUGGUGGAAGAACAGCAUUGCAUGCUGCAGCACUUAAAGAUUACUUCGCAGGUCGACUUACAAAAGCAUUGUUGGAAUGGAAGAAAGAUCUAAUCAAGCAAGCAGAUGAGUAUGGGUGGACUCCACUUCACUAUGCUGCAUGCAAUGAGAGUGGAGAGGGAUCAGUUAUGGAACUACUAGCAAUGGAUAUAUCAGUGGCAUACAUUACCACUACAAACAAGGACGGUCUGGAAACAGCUCUUCACAUCGCCGCAGCACAUGGGCAUGUAUCUGUAAUCGAAGAGCUUUUAAUAUACAAUCCAGAUUGUUGGGAGAUGGUCAAUAGUAAAGGGCAGAAUGCCCUUCAUAUUGCUGUGGACAUGAACAGGGAUUCAGUGAUUAGAUAUAUAUUAAGGAAGUCCUGGGUUGGGCAACUUAUAAACCAAAAGGACAACGAAGGUAACACACCUCUCCAUCUACUUAUUGCUUCCGAUGGCUAUGCUAAUGAGCUAUGGACGCAUGAUAGAGCAGAUCAUCAUGCUUUCAAUGGCAAAAGCAUGACCCCCGUGGAUUUAGUGUGGUCCGAUUUUAUGGAGGAAAGGAUGUCGACCUUUGCUGAAAGAUAUAUUGUGGAUGAUACCUUUUUGGAUUCGGGAAUUAAAGCUAGUGGUGGGAGAAACCUAGCCUGCAACGCUCAUGUUAACUUAGCAAAAUUGGAGAAAGCUCGUACACAAGAAAAACAGAAAAGACGAAUGAGAGAAGAAGAGGCUAAAGAGAAGGAAAAUAAAGAGGCAUUUGAGCUUUCCGUAAAGCUAUUCCAAACUAUCGUGAUAGUGGCUGCCCUCAUAGCCACGAUCACUUUCGCAGCCGCCUUCACAAUUCCAGGUGGCUAUGAUGGCAACCAAGGUCGAGACCAAGGUAUGGCAAUCCUAUCAAGAGCUGCAGCUUUCCAAGCAUUUGUCGUAACCAACACCAUAGCCAUGGUAUGCUCCGUUACAUCUAUAUUUCUGUGCCUUUCUGCUAUGGGGUACUCUUUAUCUGCAAAGAAGGAAGCUGUUUUUCAUUACAGAACGCGCUAUAUUGGAGCGGUGGGUCUUAUUAUAGUUUCCAUGUUUUUCCUGAGGAUUGCGUUCAUCGCAGCUACUUUUGCCGUGUUAGCACAUGCUAUCGCGCUUGCUGUGUCCACUUGUAUCAUUGCUUGCUUCGCCUUUAUUGGCUAUAUUGUGGAACUAGGAAAGUUUAUUGUCCGAUUACUAGAAGGCCUCUUUGUAUUGGCAAUUUGAUUGACAAAAGACAUAUUUU
This is a messenger RNA of Rhododendron vialii, 2070 nucleotides long. Its product is annotated as ankyrin repeat-containing protein At5g02620-like. Gene Ontology annotation, cellular component: plasma membrane. Lineage: Eukaryota; Viridiplantae; Streptophyta; Magnoliopsida; Ericales; Ericaceae. The record is from RefSeq and is a predicted model, not a curated record. Gene Ontology annotation, molecular function: protein phosphatase 1 binding; protein phosphatase regulator activity. The transcript is spliced from 3 exons. Bases 228 to 2051 code for a protein of 607 amino acids.